Molecule: messenger RNA, 2900 nt
Organism: Oryzias latipes (Japanese medaka)
Lineage: Eukaryota; Metazoa; Chordata; Actinopteri; Beloniformes; Adrianichthyidae
Source: RefSeq, a predicted model, not a curated record
UUCCAACAACAAAAGAGAUAAUUAAACAAGGACAUGUCUUAAAAAUUUGCUAAACUGACUGUGUAUUAUUUUUUCAUUCAAACAAAGAUGGUGACAUUUUGAAUAAUAAUAAUAAUAAUGUCAAUUAUCAGGAGAAAGGCAAAACAAGUUUUUUUUAAACUGUAAAAAAAAAUCUCCACACCACUAGGGGGCAGCAGAGUUCCUUCGUUUCGAGACUCCUGUGUCCACAGUUUGCAACAUCUUCCUCAGAAGAUUUUAUGCAGAUAUCUGUUCAGAAGUUCCAUCCAGGUGAGAUGCUGUGGAGUUUGAUUAAUUGAUGAAGCUCAUUUGCAUAAAGAUGCAGCAGAUAAGCAGCUUCUCAUUAAGCUUAGCAGAUGGCAGGUGCCCCCCCCCAUCGAACCUGAACGCUCUUAUCACCGUAACCAACACGGGCUUGGAUGAAAUGAUGCUGAUGCUGAGGAUCAGGUGGCCACUUCAUUUCCCUCUUACCGGAUUACCGCUCCGCUCGCCGCCUCCCCUCCUCAUUUCUUGGAGCUUUUUUUGGCCCCGCGGACCUGGAUUUGCUGUAAAUUAUUAAGGGGGUAGUUUGGAGGGCUGCUGGGCUCCUCAUCACCUGAUAUCUCCUGAUGGCAUCAGCUGUGAGGGGCAGAUGCCCGGGGCGGAUGCUGCGCUCCAAAGGCCUCGCCUCCCUCUAGGAAAGGAGCUCCCGUUGAGGCUUCUUCCAGUCCCGGCUGGAGGAGAUGGAGAACUCCUGGUUCCUCAGACUCCGUCACGAGGAGCUGCUGUUCCUCGCCGCCUGCGUGUCUAACUGCUGGUGUGUGUGUCUGUGCGUGUGUGUGUGUCUGGAAGGCCGGGUGUUCAGGAGAGGGGGUGGCGGCGGCGGCGUGCGGAUGGGCUGCAGCUGGAGGUGGCAGCUCUCCCGGGCGAUGCGGCUGUCCCUGCGCUGGUGCCGGCCGCAGAGGGGCGCCCGGGCCGGCGGGGGCAAGGCGGGGGUGGGGGGCAGGCUGUGGGAGCUGUGGACCUACACCAGGCUGCUGCUGCGCUCGCUGUACUUCAACAGCCUCGCCGACUCCGACACGCUGCUGGACUGUGCUUUCGAGCCCAUCUACUGGAUCGUGGACAACGUGACCCGCUGGUUCGGAGUGGUGUUUGUCUGCCUCGUGGUCCUGCUGACGACCUCCGUGGUGGUCAUCGUCUACAUCUUCGUCCUCCCCACCGUCUUCAGGACUUACUCCGCCUUCUGGACCGUCUGGCACUUUGGCUGCGGUCACUGGCUGCUCGUCAUGCUGGCCUUCCACUACUACAAGGCCACCGUCACCCCCCCAGGACACCCACCCAAGAACCAGCAGGGCCUUCCCUCCGUCUCCAUCUGUAAGAAAUGCAUCGUCCCCAAACCUGCACGGACGCACCACUGCAGCAUCUGCAACACCUGCGUUUUGAAGAUGGACCAUCACUGCCCCUGGCUGAACAACUGCGUGGGCCACUUCAACCACCGCUACUUCUUCUCCUUCUGCCUCUACAUGACGCUGGGCUGCGUCUACUGCAGCGUCAGCAGCAGGAACCUGUUUCUGGAGGCCUACAGCGCCGUGGAGUCCUACUAUCAGACGGCGCCGCCAGAGUACAGCUUCAGGGAAAGCUCCGCUCACAAGUGCAUCAUCUUCCUCUGGGUUCUGACCAGCUCAGUGGCGGUAGCUCUGGGGGGGCUGACGCUGUGGCACGCCACGCUCAUCAGCAGAGGGGAGACCAGCGUGGAGCGGCACAUCAACCGGAAGGAGACCAAGCGACUGCGGCAACAAGGAAAGGUGUUCAGGAAUCCAUAUCACCACGGCAGAAUCGACAACUGGAAGCUGCUGCUGGGCGUGGAAACGCCGAGUCACUGGCUCACGCGGGUCCUCCUGCCCUCCAGCCACCCUCCCCGGGGAGACGGGAUGGCGUGGGAGUGCGUCUACGGCAGGAGGGAGGAGCUCCUCGCCGUCUGAGCUGCGUCCGCAGAGACUUCGAUGCUGCGGGCCGGCAUCCGCCCACAAGCGUCUGCUUCCCCAUCUGUCUUUUAAUGUACGGUAAACGUGAGAGGUCGGCUCCAUCCAGGAAUUCACACAUUAGCAGUGAAACACUUCAGAUUACAGAUUAAGAUAGCUAGGGAUGGAGGAGGUUCUUCAAAGAAAACGCAGGUGAAUCGAUAAGAUACCUGACUUCUUCAGUUCUCUUGUUAUCAGACACGGUUGUGUUUGUGUCACAUACAUGACAUGUUUCGACGUCCGUCGAAACAUGUCAUGUAUGUGACACAAACACAACCGUGUCUGAUAAUAGAAGAACCUAUGAAAAAGUCACAACAGGACAUUUAGAAACCGCUUUCUGAUGAAAACAAACGUCAACUACAUAGAAAAAUCCCUCAUUUCUUCAUUGAUCUCAACCAGAAUAAGGUGCAUAAAAACAAAGUUUGGGUAUUUUUGUGCCGUAAACAACGUCCAUCUAUUUUGGUAAAUAAAGAGCAUGAAUCUGAUCUUUAGGGUAUAAAAGUUUCUUAUGGGACCGUAUUUAAAAUAGUGAUAUUGAAGGACGUGUCCACCUGCUGGCAGUGAAGGGAACUGCAGUGUUUGUUUACAUGCUGAGGCCACAUGGUGCCGUUUGAUGGUUUUGACCUGUUCUUGGUGCCAAAGAGGGACAUUUAUUUCUAAACCUUUCAUCUCUGGAGUUUGGUUUAAAAAAAUGUUGGGGAGGGUGUCUAAUUGAGUCAUUUUUCUAGUUUCAUGGCUAACUCUGAUUAAUAGAACCGGUAAAAUAAAAUAAAACCUGGUACUGUGAAAAAAAAAAAUCAUUUGUGGUUGCCAUAGCAACAGAUGUGACGAAUCAGAGCUGCGCUCUUUUCCUUUUUUGGAUUAAACUGUUUCUUCUAAAUC